Molecule: messenger RNA, 921 nt
Organism: Cetraspora pellucida
Lineage: Eukaryota; Fungi; Glomeromycota; Glomeromycetes; Diversisporales; Gigasporaceae
Source: the annotation of a GenBank genome assembly
AUGUACACAGAAGACACGAAGAGCAUAAAAGACACGAAAGGCAUAGAAAACACGAAAAGCACGAAAAACAAGAUAUCAGCUGCAUUAUAUACCUUAGCGGCGCGUUUAAAUCUUAAUUUCGCAAAUCAAGAUUUGCUUUUGCAAGCCGUCACUCAUAAAAAUGUCUAUGAAAAUGAUUUAUUAACGAACGAAGGCUUGCAGGUGCUGGGAAAUCAUGCGCUUGGUCUAUAUGUUACCGAAUAUUUACACCUCAAAUACCCUCUUUUGCCAUUACCGUGUUUACAACAAGCCAUCACAGCUUACUGUGGUCACUUAACUUUAACAGUCAUAGGACAAGAAGUUGGUUUACAGUAUGUUGUUAGAUGGAACAAUUUUACAGAUGAAGAAUUAUUCCUUCAAGAUAAAGAAAUUCCAAGUAAAAAAAAAUCUGUCGGUAAGUCUAAAGGACCUGUACAAAGGAUCACACAAGGCACCGCAAUAUCUCAUGCACUUAAGGCUAUUGUCGGGGCCUUAUAUAUGGACAAAGGUCCACACGCUGCACGACAAUUUAUUCACGACUAUAUAUUAUCUAGAGAUGUUAAGAUGCAAGAGGUUAUUGAGAUUAAGGAACCAAAAAGAGAACUGUCGGCAUUGAUGAAGCGAUUAAACAAACCAUCACCGAUUUCUAGAUUAAAAUCUGAAACUGGUCGAUUAUCAUAUGCGCCUGCAUUUGUUAUUGGUGUAUAUUCGGGCACAGAACAAUUAGGUGAAGGAUUUGGCAGUAGUGUUAAGAUGGCGGAAUUCAGGGCUGGUAAAAAUGCUUUACUGCAGUAUUAUCUAAAAGAAGUCAAAGACUUUACUUUACCGUCCGUAAUCGAUUCGCAUGAAAAGCAAGCUACAUAUAUACCGACAAAAGUCGGUGACACACCUCCAAAACUUUGA